Anthostomella pinea is the source of this 420-nucleotide messenger RNA. NCBI's taxonomy places the organism in Eukaryota, Fungi, Ascomycota, Sordariomycetes, Xylariales, Xylariaceae. The record is from the annotation of a GenBank genome assembly.
AUGUGCCCAUACCGCAGAUCUCUCUACUCGUGCAACCACGCACAACUCUCCAGCGAGCCCGUCAAGCCCUGCCAGGCGCAGAAAAACUACGACUCAGGAGCCGCCAAGGAGCCAUGCGGCAUCGUGGAGACUCACAGGCCCACCAUCAGGAUACCAAAGCAGUGCGGACCCUGCGAGGCCAAGAAGAUGUCCACCGACCAGACACUUGCCUUCGUCAAGAAACGGAUGGCCAGUUUGAGAACUUGCCUGAAUGAGCGCCACAAUGGGUGCAUGAAACGCUUGGAUGAAGCUGGUGCGAAGCGCGAAAAGGUCCCGGAGACAGCGAAGACCGCCGAGAAGAUCGAGGAUCCGGCUCAGGCGUUCCUGCGGAAGAAGAUGAUGGAAGACGACUCGCAUCUGAUGAUGCUUAGCAGCUUAUGA